Molecule: messenger RNA, 1452 nt
Organism: Colletotrichum truncatum
Lineage: Eukaryota; Fungi; Ascomycota; Sordariomycetes; Glomerellales; Glomerellaceae
Source: RefSeq, a predicted model, not a curated record
AUGGAUCGACCAUCGACGAAGGACGGCAAAGAUGACGUCUCCGUUGUCGUGGAGCCUAACCGAAACCGAGCCAAGCAGUCUCUACGUAGAAGGAUUGCAGGUAUUGUUUGGGAUAGCUUGGACAAGACACUAGAGGAAAGGCGUUUCAUAGCAAAGAUCGACUGGUGGAUUUUAUCCUACUGCUGUGUUGCGUACUUUGUCAAAUACCUCGAUCAGACUAACGUCAGUAACGCAUAUGUCUCCGGCAUGAAGGAAGAUUUACAUCUCAGCGGAAACGAUCUCAAUUAUCUAACCACGUUUUUCAACAUCGGCUACAUUAUCGGCCAGGUGCCCUCACAACUGAUUCUCACUCGCAUUCGGCCGUCCAUAUGGUUGCCCUCACUCGAACUCAUCUGGAGCUUCAUCGUCAUGGGAAUGGCCGGAGCAAAGAAUGUGCAAACACUGUGCGCUCUCAGGUUCCUUGUAGGGCUUUUGGAAGCUUCGGCAUAUCCAGGCAUCAUGACUCUGCUGGGAAAUUGGUAUACGCCCCAAGAGCUUGGAAAGCGAGCUUGUAUCUUCCAAGCUUCUUCAGCCGUGGCGCAAAUGUUUUCUGGUUACCUCCAAGCCGGUCUGUUGGCCGGCAUGGAUCAUCGUCAUGGCGUACGAGCUUGGCAGUGGCUCUUCAUUUUUGAUGGAAUUAUUGGAAUUCCUGUUUGCCUUUACGGAUACUGGGCAAUCCCCGACCAACCAACCUCUUCUCGUGCCCGUUGGCUCAAGCCGGAAGAUCGAAGCAUGGCCAUCGGGCGCAUGGAAGCUUGCGGUCGUGAACCUAUUCGUAAACUCACUUGGCGCACCAUCAAAGACAUUGCAAAGGGUUGGCCCGUCUGGCUCUUCAGUGCCAUAUUCAUUGCUCAUGUCCUCGGCAUCCGAAUCUACGCCUACUUCAACGUCUGGUUGAAAUCCACGGGCCUAUUCACACCGGAGGAGGUCAACCUUAUCCCUACUGCCGGAUACGGUACACAGGUGUUUUUCACUUUGUCUUACGCAUGGGCGAGUGAUGCGAUCGGGUUGCGUUGGCCUCUUAUCAUAACUGCCUGCAUGGUGGCUAUGAUCGGAACGAUUAUUCUAAGCGUUUAUCCGGAAGACAAUAUACCGGCCAUGAUGGCGGCGUGGAUUCUCACCUUCCUCGAGACUGGGGCUGGGGCUCUGAUUAUCACAUGGAUCAACGAAAUAUGCUCCCACUCGGCCGAGCAUCGCGCCGUCAUCAUCGGCGUUGUGGAGACGGCAGCAUUCACAUUUCAGGCAUGGGUGCCGCUCCUGGUGUACAAUACCGGCGAUGCGCCCAAGUUCCCCAUCGGGUACGAGAUGGCCACCAUGUUUUUUGGACUGGAGAUUAUCCUCACUCUAGUCAUCCUGUGGUGUUCUAAGAAAUGGCCCGUGAGAAAGAUCCAAGGGCUCGUUGAUAGUGAGUAG